AUGAGUAGUUUAAGUGUUCCACCCCCCUCAGAAGGGAGACAACCUACGUUUCUAGAUACUCUUAAAGGUUUUACCAAGGAUAAUUUAUCCCAUGGUGUUCGUAGUAAUCUUUCUAAACUGGACCCUAGGUUACCGGAAGACUUGAAGAACAUUACUCUCUACUUGAAGGAAGAGAAAAAUGUUUUGACGAGUUUACAGAAUGCUGCAACUGAAAGAAGAGAAGAUAGUGGCGAUGACAUUGCCGAUAUUACCGAAAAAUUAGCUGAUUUAUUAACGAAAAUUUCAGACGUUGAGAUCGUAAUGACCGAAAAAUAUGAGCAUUAUAGAAAUAUUAUUAAAGAAAUUCGUACAGCUGAAGCACGACUUAUCGUUCAUAAAGAAAAAAAACGAAAGAUUAACGAUGAAAUAAACAGAAUAAUGAAGUCACAUCCAAAAUCACCUAGAAUUGCCGAACUUGAAGCUGAUCUUAAAAUGGUUAAUCAUGACGCUUUGGCUGAUGAAAAUGAUGUUGCCAAUAUUAGAAGAAGAAAAUUUAAAGAAGCGAUAGCAGUUCAUUUAAACGCUACAUUUGAAGCGGCAGAAAAAACUGCUAUUAUUUCUGGUUUUGGUUGGGAUCUUGUUGAACAAAUUGAUGCAACUCCUACUAGACCUGGUGAACAAAAAUUACCAUAUAAAGGUCUCGAGAUAACUCAACAAACGAUUAAAGAUUGUCAGCUUGCUCUACAUCGUUGGCAACCGUCCUCUUCAGAAAUUAGACCUAUUUUACCAACUUUAACCAACACUGCUCCAGCACAGUUAGCAGCUCAAAAAGCGGAAUAUGAAGCAAAAAUUAGUCAACUUAUGACCAACAUGAAUGCUUUGAAGGAUGAGCAUGAAGUUCAAGUGACCGGAUUUGCUACAAGUUUAGAGAAUCAAAAACGAGAUUACGAAGCACAAAUUAAUGAGUUGACCUCUGCUUUAGCGGCACAAAAGGAGGGGUAUGAAGCGCAACUUAACGAUUUAUCUACCGCAUUACAGACAGAAAAAGCGACCGCCGAACGAAAAAGUGCUGAUGCGGCAUCAGCUCUUGAAUCUCAUAAACAAGAAUUUAAUACCAAAUUUCAUGAAAUUUCUGCAGAACUAGAAGCUUCAAAGAAAAAAUAUGAGGAACAAUUAAAACAGUAUAAUGCAUUAAUUUCUCAAAAACAAGAAUACGAGAUCGCGCUAAGAGAAAGAGAUUCGAUUAUUUCAAAACUUCAAGUCGACGUUAAUGGUGUAGCAACAGAAAAAGGGAAGUUGAGUCAAGUGAUAAAGGAGUUGGAGGAAACCCUUAAAUCUAAAUCUACAACAAUUGACCAAAAAGAAGACAAGAUUGGUAAAUUAGAAGAUGACAUUUCUAGUAUAAAGGAUCAGCUUGCAGGAUUAAAAAUAUCACCGGCGAUUACAACGAAUCUUUCAGAUCCUUCAUCUUCCACCCGUAGCGUUGUGGGACACGUGCCAGUUUUAUCGGAAGGCAGUACUAUCAGUGAAGAACCACCUAAUACCACUUCUUCAAAUAAUUCUACAGAACUAAAUGGACCUGGACCUACUGCACCACAUGUUCCUCCACAAUUUGGUGGGUUUGGACCUCCAUCUCAACAAGGAUAUUAUGGUCAACAAUAUUAUCAACAAUCGUUCUAUAAUCCUCAACAACCAUUUUAUGGACAAGCUCAACAAGGUCAAAGUCCUUAUGGCGGUUUUCAACAACCUCCUCCGCCAGGACAAUUCGGUCAAGCCGCUCCUUCACCGCAACCACCGAGUGGUUUUGUUGGUGGAUUCUUCCUUGGACAACCUGACGAUGCACCACCAGCUUACGAUGGACCGCCAAAAGAAGGUUUGCCUGAAGACAAAAAAGAGAAAAAUUGA
Funneliformis mosseae is the source of this 1884-nucleotide messenger RNA. Lineage: Eukaryota; Fungi; Glomeromycota; Glomeromycetes; Glomerales; Glomeraceae. The record is from the annotation of a GenBank genome assembly.